UCAUAUACCUGGAGGAGAGAAAACCAGCGACUCGUCGCAACGGAAUGGCCUGCCUGGGACGUCGGUCGAGCGCGUCACCUCCGACGCUCGGUUAGCCGGAUCAGGAACCUCACGGACCGCGCCGGAUCGACCGCGAAGGAUGGGCUCGGAGGCCUGGGAACUGGAGAGGAGGUACUCCGUGCCAGGAGCUCUGGACACGAGGGGCCUGGAGCCUCCUGCGAGCGAGGAUCUGCACGCUUGGUCGAUCUACAGACAAAAUCUGAACUCGGACUUCACGGACUCGGCCCUGGGCUCUGCGGAGAAGUCCCCUCUGCCUUAUGGAAACUUCCAGUUGCGAGAUUCAACGGUGCAGAGCAUCUUGCGGCAUCCUCGAUAUGGACCGAAAAGUCCUCUCGCCAGCAACUCCUACACCUACCUUAAAUUCGGACUCCCGAGGGUCCUGCCGCCCUCCAGGAUGCGAGAUGGCUCCAGUGGGUACGACUCCAGCGAGGAGGGUCGCAGGAUAUCCCACGGAAACGGUCCCAGGGCGAGCUCGGUGAUGCGCUCGGCAAGGAGCGACCCUGACUUCAGGCACGUCCACGCGAUGCCCAGAGAGACGGCCCACUCGCAGAUCCUCGUUAAGGACACUACGAGGACAAGGAGCGUCAGCGAAGCGAACCUGCUGAAUCCUGGAAGACCCAACAGACGGCACAGCAUAGCGCCCGUGGAUCCCGGAUACGGACACGGAGUCCUGGGGCCGGAGUCCUAUCAUCCGGUACCCUUGAGACCGGUUGCUUGUCUUCAGCAUCCGCAUCUUCAGCUAAGAGGAAUCGAGGCCUCCGGGUCCAAUGGGCUGCCCCUGCUCAGGGGAAUAUCCUUGGAGGCUGGGGCCACGGAGGUCCUGGCUGUUAUGUCCACGACCGAGAGAGAGGGGACUCUGAUCGUCGAGACUAUCUCUGGCAGGAGGAAGGUCAAGCGCGGAGAUAUCCUGCUCAAUGGUCGUCCUGUCUCGGCCAACACGUUACGCUCUCGAGUUUCGUAUCUACCGGCGGAGAGUGGACUCACUCCAGGACUCACUGCCCAGCAGACUCUCAGUUUCUACAUGCUGCUGAGGAAAGGCUCGGGAUCCUCCAGUCUGGAAGCCGAAGCAAUUCUCCAAGAGUUGGGCCUGGAAGCCUCGAAACACUGCUUGGUCAACACUUUAACGACCUCUGAGGCCAGAAGGCUGGCUCUGGCCUGUAGACUGCUGCAGGAUUCCCACAUCCUCACUCUGGACAGACCAACUCACGGCCUGGACAUCUUCGACGCCUUCUUCUUGGUCGAGUAUCUCAGGCAGUGGGCUGGAAGGGGUCAGCGACUCGUAGUUCUGACAUUACAUCCGCCGACGUAUGAGAUUCUCACGAUGGUCUCGAGAGUCGCUCUUACGUCCGGGGGAAGGAUCAUGUAUUCGGGACCCAGAAGAGACAUGUUGCCGUACUUCGCCAUUGCCGAGUUCCCCUGCCCUCCGUUCAAAAAUCCCUCCGAUUAUUACUUGGACCUGGUGACUUUGGACGAUCUCUCGGCCGAGGCGAUGUUGGAGUCCUCGCAGAGGAUAGACCAUCUGGCGGAAUUAGCCAGGGCGAGAUUACCUGGCCUGACUGAUCCUGACCCACCUGGUGCCCUCCCACCUUCCAUAUCCACAGCGAACUUCUUCGUGCAGAUCUACGCUCUGCUUCUGCGGUCUCUGAUCUACAGUCAGCCCUGGGCUCUGACUAGGUUACUACAGAAGAUCGUCAUUUCUGCAUCGCUCAGUAUUCUGUUAGGCUUCGUCUUCUGGGACGUCGCUGGGGAAGGAAAUUUACAUCUGAGGGACAGAGUGGGCUUUCACUACGCCAGUUUGGGAAUUCUUUCCUGGCCUUUGGGCCUUGUAGCCAUUUGCGAAGUCGCAGGGUCCAGGCCUAGCGUUGAAAGAGAUACCAAGGAUGGAUUGUACGGCAGAUUUGUCUACAUCCUUGUGGAGCUUAUCUGUAGCGUACCUUCAUGGUGCGUGGUGUACUUGACGUACCUAGCUCCAGCAUUCGCAAUGUCCGGCUUGCAUUUGGCCCCUGACGAAAACCUCACUUCCUUGUGGAAUUAUCUGGCCCUCGGACUGUUAUACCUGAUGGUGCAGCACUCAGUUUGUGUGCUAUUUGCCUACAUUUGUAAAUGGCCGAGUUUGGCCGCCCUGCUCACAGGAAUCGUCUGUGGCGAGAUGAUUCUUGGUGGAGGAGUUACUCUCCACCUGGAAAACUUACCCCAGUGGUACCGGAAACUCAGUCCUAUGCAGUGGACGUUGUCCCAAUUGUUGCCGCAGGUUCACGGCCAGGAAGCCGUGACCAAAUUGACGAACUGCAAGGCGAAACAGGUGCAGCGACAGGACAUCAUCAUGCAAGCUUCUUGCGAGCCACCGGACGGAGCUUUGGCUCUGCGAGAAAUUGCGCUUGAUCAGUUCGACGCUCGUUCUAACCUGUGGCUGGGAAUAUGCCUAGCUGUUGUUAUAGUUCUUGUAAUAUUAGGAUUUCUCCUCGUCAGAUAUAACAGACCCAAACGACCCAGGAGCGUACCUAACAAACCUUAA
Messenger RNA from Orussus abietinus, 2575 nucleotides. Its product is annotated as ATP-binding cassette sub-family G member 5. The transcript has 6 exons. Gene Ontology annotation, cellular component: plasma membrane. Gene Ontology annotation, molecular function: ATP binding; ABC-type transporter activity; ATP hydrolysis activity. The coding region runs from base 140 to 2575 and encodes 811 amino acids. Lineage: Eukaryota; Metazoa; Arthropoda; Insecta; Hymenoptera; Orussidae. The record is from RefSeq and is a predicted model, not a curated record.